AUGUCCACCUUCUACAAGAUCGGCACUGGCGCCUGCGGCUCAGUAUGGGCAUUAUCAGAUGCAGGACCGCCCUUCAAAAGAGGUGAUGGCAGCAAGGAUCGAUCCCUCGAAAAUGAUUUCCACAUGCACCAAAGAGCCAUCGCGAGUUUCUCUCGAUUCCGGGGCCUCGAGACACCUUCACAUGUUGACCCACGCAUUCGAGUCCCCGAGUGCCAUCGUUGA
This is a messenger RNA of Penicillium alfredii, 222 nucleotides long. RefSeq lists its product as uncharacterized. Lineage: Eukaryota; Fungi; Ascomycota; Eurotiomycetes; Eurotiales; Aspergillaceae. The transcript has a single exon. The coding region runs from base 1 to 222 and encodes 73 amino acids. The record is from RefSeq and is a predicted model, not a curated record.